ACUAGAGAGGAGCGAACGAGUGAGCGUCCCUCGAAAUCACACAAUAUCUUCAACUCUAUCUAUCUGCAACUCUUCUUCACUCCAACUCCAAAAUUUUCUCUCUUCGUCGAUCACAAAAAUGACGACGAAACUUCAAAUAUUCACCGGAUUACCCUCCGCACCACUUCCAUCUUCUUCCUCUUCUACUCUCAACAAGCCUCUCAAAUCUUCCUUCUUCGGCACCAGACCAGUUGAUACUUUGAAAUUUAGAGGGAUGAAGAUUGCGAAACCGGUUCGAGGUGGAGGAGCUAUUGGUGCCGGCAUGAACCUAUUUGAAAGGUUUUCGAGAGUCGUCAAGUCAUACGCAAAUGCUGCUUUGAGUGUGUUUGAAGAUCCUGAGAAAAUUUUGGACCAAGCUGUUCUUGAAAUGAACGAUGAUUUGACUAAAAUGCGCCAAGCUACAGCACAAGUAUUGGCAUCGCAAAAGCGGUUGGAAAAUAAAUACAAGGCGGCACAACAAGCGUCUGAAGAGUGGUAUGGCAGAGCACAGCUUGCCCUUCAGAAAGGUGAAGAAGAUCUUGCUCGUGAAGCACUCAAACGGCGUAAAUCUUAUGCAGAUAAUGCCGGUGCUUUGAAAGCUCAACUUGAUCAACAAAAGGGUGUUGUGGACAAUCUUGUCUCAAAUACACGCCUUUUGGAGAGUAAAAUACAAGAGGCAAGGUCGAAGAAGGAUACUCUAAAAGCAAGAGCUCAAUCUGCAAAGACUGCAACUAAGGUGAGUGAGAUGCUCGGAAAUGUCAAUACAAGCAGUGCUCUUUCAGCUUUUGAAAAAAUGGAAGAGAAAGUGAUGACAAUGGAGUCCCAAGCUGAAGCUCUGGGCCAGUUGACCAGUGACGAUCUUGAAGGGAAGUUUGCAAUGCUUGAAAGCUCAUCAGUUGAUGACGACCUGGCACAAUUGAAGAAAGAAUUAUCUGGUAGCUCAAAGAAAGGAGAGCUUCCUCCUGGAAGAAGUAGCACCACUAGCGCCAAAACUGGAAACCCAUUUCGAGAUGCUGACAUUGAGACAGAACUUGAGAAACUGAGACAAAGAUCAAAGGAGUUUUAAAGUUUUGGUUGCCUCCUGAAUUUGGAUGUAAACAUCUUCAACGAGGAGCAAGGUAGCAACGUGACCAUAGUGUUCAUAAAUCACGAGCGUCUCUUUUGUUAGUUGUGAGCUAUGGUAUUAUAUUUUAUUUUGAACAAACACAAUCAUCCAUACCUCAUGGCCAGAUUUAUAUGGAGAAUAGAGUAUAUUUUGCAAUCCAUAUAAUGCUUAUCUAUUGUGCAUAUAUUUUUUAAAAUUUUUCUACACCUGAAGUUGUAACCCUGCAUGGAUAUGGAAAAGCAAUACUUGGAACAAGAAGGAUACAGUGAUAGUGUGAGGCUAAUUCUUCAAUGUUUUCGAAUUUAAAUUAUAGGAAAA
Trifolium pratense (red clover) is the source of this 1441-nucleotide messenger RNA. Its product is annotated as membrane-associated 30 kDa protein, chloroplastic. The record is from RefSeq and is a predicted model, not a curated record. Gene Ontology annotation, cellular component: chloroplast. Gene Ontology annotation, biological process: thylakoid membrane organization. Lineage: Eukaryota; Viridiplantae; Streptophyta; Magnoliopsida; Fabales; Fabaceae. Bases 119 to 1084 code for a protein of 321 amino acids. The transcript is spliced from 12 exons.